Rhodofomes roseus is the source of this 2731-nucleotide messenger RNA. RefSeq lists its product as uncharacterized. The record is from RefSeq and is a predicted model, not a curated record. The transcript has 6 exons. Lineage: Eukaryota; Fungi; Basidiomycota; Agaricomycetes; Polyporales; Fomitopsidaceae. Bases 260 to 2572 code for a protein of 770 amino acids.
GCUCUUUCGCUGUUGCUUACCACAUGUUGAUGCUUGACAGAUUAUUGCAGCGAUCCUGCUACCUGGACGACUCGCAGCGCCACAUUUCGCUGCCAGGAACCAAAGCGGGGUUCUCUCGCUCGCAGCUGCUUUCCCUCUCGCUGCCUCUACGCGGCACGGCGGCCUCGCUUAGACUGGACCGGGAAUUUCUCCGUUCAUACUUCUUGGGUUUCUUUGUCAAUUGUGUUACAUAGCUGCGCGCUCCCGCCUCACAUACACAAUGGCCUCAACACUUACUACGGAGUCUCGCUCUAGCCUGCGCCAACGUCGCCCCGCCGUGCCCCUUCUACUAUCCUCCUUCCCUCUUCCGCCCUCCCACAUUCCCUCCACCUCGUCCCUCGCGCCGUCCCCUUCUCCCCCCGUUAACCUCUCUGCCUCGCCGAUCGCUACGCACGUCAAUCCGCCACCCUCGCGUCCUCCUUCCACUCCACUCCCUCCUGUUCCCGGCCCCUCUCCCGUCUCCAAGGAUGAGACCCACAUAUUCAUUACCGCUGCGCGGUCCAGGCGUACGUCGAAGAUGUCUCUGAACUCAAUGUCCAGCUACUCGCGCCGUAGCUCGACCGCGAGCAGCGCGAGCGUGGGGAACAGCCUCCCGUCGCUCUCACCCUCAGUGAGCAUAACACCGGGUGGGGAGUCUACGCGAUCUCUCCGGUCGUACCCUUCCAAUGGUUCCCUCGCCGCACCCACCUCAUGGCGCGGCACCAUGACGGGUGUGGACAAGUCACCCGUUCUCGACUCGAAAAUCUGCGAGGAAGACCCCGCUGACCUGACACGGAUGUCACUCGACGAGAUUCAUGCCGCCGAACUCAGUGACGACGAGAAGGGUCUCGAACGCAUAGGCGAGUCUGUGCUCAAGGAGCAUUCACAUCGCAAACGCGGGCACCGUGCGAACGACUCCAUCUCGUCCAUCGACAUGCGCGACCUUCCCCCGCUGAACGAGAGGGAGGACGAGAUCGCGAUCUCCGUGCCCAAGAUCAUCCCCAGUCCGAAGAAGAAGCUCCUGGACAAGAAUCUCCCGCCACUGCCGACGGAGGAGCCGCGGCGCGCGGGCGCGGAGAGCCCCGACAUCCUGCAGAUCCUCGCAACGACGCCCCGCCCGAGACGGAAGUCGUCCGGUUGUCCCUCCCGCUCCGCCUCGCGCACGCGUGUGCGGUCGCUCCGGCGGCAUGUGAGCGACGGGACAGCGCUGACGAGCAGUAGGUCUCGCAAGACGAGUGAAGACUCCUUUGUCGCAGACUACGGUUCUCCGCUGGAUGCAACUGGGACACCCAUUGAUGUCGUGGAUGUGGAGGAGGAGGAGAGGUUGGACAGAGCGUUGGAUGGAGAAGGGAGUGAUACAGACUCGGAAAUUGACAUUCAUACCCCAUUACCCAAUUUGAUGUUGAGAGAUGGCUUGCUGUCGCCUAACUCGAAGCUUCUGCCGCAGGCUCAGCCGAUCGACGAUCGCCCCAGUAGCCACAUGAGUAUCGUCUCAAAUGCGGGCUCUGUCAUGACCAAGUCUGGCUUGUUCAAGGAUGAGCGGGAUACUGUUCACAGACGAGUCCGACAUCGCGACGGCAAACUGCUCCGGGGCGGUAUCGGCCUUACAACCGGCCUGGGUUGGAGUGAUAGCGAAGAUGAAGGCGCUCCGUCCCCACUCACUCGGCAGCUAUCCAGCAACACCUUGGGUCGCAAGUCUCUCCCCGCCACUCUUCGCUCCUCGACUUCGACUUCCUCUUCCCUCUCCCGACAUUACACCGAAAUGGAAGAACGCCGUCCUCGCGCAUCCCUCCCCUCUGACCUUUCUCGGAAACCCAGCAUGUCUUCCAUAUCCGUGCCUCGUUCAUCACUGUCGUCCAUGCGGUCCAUGCCGUCUUCCAGCAGGCUGUCAGCUCGUGGAUCACAUUACGACGAGAUGCCCAGGGCCAAAACGCCUCUAUCGGCACCACCAGGUUCGCGCGUUAGCGGCCUUCCCGCCGUGCGGAGGCUCGAGCGGUCGUCAUCAGAUAUGGACGCUGUAUACAAAUCCGAUCCUGCUCCCCGUGCCAUGCAGAGGGCAUCAUCAUCAUCCUCCCGUACGGCUUCCAUGAGAAGCACGCUCUCUCAAUCAACAAGCAGUACUAGCGCCGGACAGACUGCAGCGUCGCGUUUAAUUGCGCCACCGACGGCCUGGGCAGGAGGACGGCCAAUAGAGGUUCCUCGACCGCUGAAGCUGCCGCAAGGGCACUCCUCCGCUGGUAUCGACGACUCACGACGACGAUCUGACGGAACAGACAAGUCGAGACUGUCGGCGGGUAGCAACGUCAGCGCUAGCACCAGCAGUUCCCGAAGUAGAGAGCCGACUCAAGUGCCGCCGUCUCCUGCCCUGCGAGGAGCGACAAUGGCGAGGGCACCAUCCGCUGGACCUGACGGGAAGGCGAAGCCGCGUACAGGCACUGGCAUGGUGUACAGAUCCGCGCCACACGGGACCGCGUCGCGGCCGACCAUGAUGCGCACCCCGAGUUCAACAAAGCUGAGGGCGGCCUACCAGACGGAGGUGGGCAUCGCGACGUGAUACUGCAUUGGCAUAGAAGAUUAGAGCUCCCCUGUGUUCGAUCGGCUACCUACCUACCACCAUGGCGCACAUGUUACCACCUACUACCCGCCAUUUUACCUCCGCCCACUCUCACUCCUUGUGUCACCUACAUGUAAUUCGUGUAUAUUAUUGAGCCAC